GUAAUCAAUGGCGAAUUUGUAGUUGUGUAGAGUUGAUCGGCAAAACUGCGAAAAAAUGACAGUGUCCGUGGUACAACAUUCGCACGCGACAAUGGUCCUUUGACAUGAGUCCAAACUCAAUAAAUCAACGGAAUAAUCAUCAACAGUGGAAGAGUCCUGACGACAAUGUGCGAUAAUAGGGGGCGAAAUGAACAGGCAGACAUGAGAGGCGAGAAAAGCUCUUCGACCCGUAACUUCUAAGCAAAAAGAACUUAAACUCGAAAAAUGGCUGAGGACUUCGUGAACGCCACGCACCCCUCCUUCUCGGGGCUGGAGCCAGCGAGUUCCUACUGGAACUACUCAGACCACGUAAUCCUGGACGACCUCAAAAUGGACAGUAACUUCAUCUACCUCCUCUGCUCGUUAGUCUCAGCGAUCUCCUGGUUGAUCUACAUAACGUACUACAACUCUCGUGUCAUCGGUUUCAUCCUGACACGUUUGCUCAAUCGCUUCAUAAUCCGAGACGGCUACGUGAAGGUGGGUGCCUUCACUCUGAGCGCCCUGAGUGGAAAAAUAAUGUUCAGAGAUAUCGUGUACAUAACAACGGACUACAGCCUGAGGAUCCAGGACGGCUGGUUGAUAUUCAGAUGGUGGAGGAGUUACGUGCCUAAGGAUGUCUCUGAAGAUCUCUCCCACUCGGACACGAGACUCUCAGUCCUGCUGAAUGGCUUCGAGCUCCACGUCUACAACAGAUGUGAACUCUACGCCCACCUGGAGGAGACAUUCGGCCUGUCCCCGCAGAUGUUCCCAGACGAGGACAACCACAACGCCAACAACAUCAACGAGAAGGACUCAGAGUCCAUAAACAACACAGCCAACGAAUUCCGACAGCAGAUAAACGCAAUGGACGUCUCGAGGCACGUGGAGAACAUCAGGAAACAGGAGGCCCACGUCAUAGCCCGAACCUGGAGGGAUUUAAUUCCAGUUAUAAAGCUGGAUGUCUGCACUGGAAGACUGGUCUUUGGCAAUCGUCUGGUCCCAACAACUCUGUCGUUGACUGUCGAAGAAGCUCACUUUGUUUACUCAACGAAGCCAGCAGCAUCUAGACACGAUCACUUCAUGCAUUUCACCAAAUGCAAGGCUGAAAACUUCAAAGUCAUCCUCGCACCCUCGCCUAAGUACACGGGGAUGGUUGAUGAUCCACCCAGGUACAUGGGGGAGGGCUUCGUAGUGCUGAGCUCCAACAACAUGGAGGUUUAUUACUACAUGGACGAGCCUGGGGUCGUCCCUGAGCAUCCUGAGAUGAUCAGGCUCGCCAAUGGGGACAUGGUGGAGGCAAUGCCACCCAUCUGGGGGAUUGACGUCAAGUGUGGGAAGGGGACUGACUUCUCCUACGGGCCCUGGGCAGACAGACAACGCGAGCAUCUCUUCAAGUUCUUUUUUCCCAAUGACUAUCAGCCACUGAAGGUCACCAAAGCCCCUUCUCCUGGGGACAAGAGACAGGUCCAGUCCUUUGACAUCAGGCUGUCGACUCUCAACGAAGCAACUGUCGAUAUUUUGUUCAGCAAGAACAGGGAGACCAAUGCUGUUCAUGUUAAUGUCGGACCUGGUUCUUAUCUAGAGGUGACGAUGCCCUGGAUUGUCCUUCAGGAUGGUUACACCACCAAAAUAACUGGGCAAUUGCUGCACCUCGAGGCCACCACCAGCCUUCAAUACAGAAGUCUCGUUGAGAGUGAAACACUGGAGUUUGGAGUCAAGUGUCAUUAUCCAAUCAGAUGGAAUGAUCAUCAGGAGUGGACAUUGAAUUUAACUGGAUGCAAAGCAACAGCGAAUUUAGUUUAUUCACACAAAGAGUUCUUUCAAGACAUGAUCAACGACUGGGCGAGCAAAGCAAGACCUGACAUUCUGCAUUUCGUCCCUUACACUUGGAAAUUCAGUCUUCUGCUGAAGGAGUUUGAGUUGAUAACUAUUUGUAAUGAGUACAAUUGGAUCGACUGUUCCUCCCAGAAUCAGGAGAACUCUCACAUCGCAUUUUGUGGGGAUUUCUUCGAACUCUCAUUCAGCCUGCCUUUUGUUGAUUUUCUCCCAGUCACCAUUCCCCUGGGCUUUUGGAUCCAAGGCGAGAGUGUUGAUUUAUCUCUGUAUCUACCUGAAGUCAAUACAAGCAGAAUUAUCCUCUUGGCACUGGAUAAGAAUGCGAAAAUCAUGACGAGGGAUGGGAGCUGCAAGCAAUUAUCUGAUUUGACGAAGCAGAAGAAGUGGAGGAACGUCUGCCAGAAGGGCCUCGGCUGGAUCGACUGCUGGAGUGUUCCCAUCGUUGCCAUCAGCAUUCACUACACUUACCACCCCUGCCCUCCACUGGGUCCAACACCACAAGCCAACAUAACAACCCCAGAGAAGGAAGAGAUACUCUUGUCACCAAUGAGAAUCCCCCGGUGCAGGAAGUCGCCAGGACUUCAGUGGACCCAGGAUGGAAGUCAGAAGUUCGAUCCCCAGUCGAUAGCAUCUGACAAAGUCUCCCUGGAACUGGAGAUCGGGCCAUCGACUCUGAUCAUCUACGGAUCCCUCAUCAAGAACUUUCUGCAUUUGAAGGAGAACAUCUUCGGGGAUUAUCAGGCCUUCACCGACAUGCAGCAGAGUCGGCCAGUUCAGAAUUCAGAGAGAAACAGCAAGGACAGAGACAAUCAGAACAGCUCUGUGGAGGCAUCUGUCGAGGAUGAAGACACAAAGUCCCCUAAACCCUUUGACCCCAGGCACUAUCGACCAAUUGAAGUGACAGUUGGGAUUACGAUGCACGACAUUCAGGGGCACUUGGUGAAGAAUUGCAACGAGAAUGAUCCACCCUGUCCUGUCAUUCUCCUCGAGAGAUUCGGAUUCGAGCUCAAGAAGGGCUUCAGGGAGACUGAACUCCAGCUGCUUCUGUCGCCAGCUGUCAUGCUGCUGACUGACAACGUCGUGAGAUCAGGCAAGGAGAGACACCUGACGCAGGGGCACCUGAUGCUGUCUGCCCUUCAGGUUCGUGGGCAUGCGAUGUUCAGCUCUGAGGGACGAAGCCUGGAUCAGGAGACCCUGGAGUACGCCUGGCUGAUCGAGGUUCAGUUGGGGAAACUCAGUGGGAAGAUCACUUCUCCCCAGCUUCAUCACUUAGUCACUUCCCUGGAGACGUUUGUCCUCAUGGUCAUGAAUAAGGAGAACAUUCUGAGACCCCCUGGACUCCCCCAUCAGUGCCACCAUGGGCUGCCUCCACUCCAGUGCCCAGAGAGCGACCCUGACAGUCACUACAGGUGUCCAAGCUCAGAGGACAUCAAGUACAGGAUGACUAGAGUCGCUGUUGAUGCCAUUGAUCUCUAUCUCCAGGAGGCUGGAACUGCCACUCAACUGUGGGUCUCGCCAAUCAGAAUUUCCACCUGCAAUCUCCAUGGACAUCAGGUUAAAUCAGGAGUGACGGGGCUCAUGCCGACGAUUCUGAUGAGACAGUUUGUCUAUGCUGGUGGACACUUUGCUAACAACAGUUCCAAUGGCACUAAUACCACUGGGAGUGCUAGGUCUCACACGAACACCAGCAGCAGAAUGUCUGGGGAUGGCUCGGAUAUUUGGCUCGAGGUGGGAUCGGUUUCUCUCGGGCCAGUCAUCAUCGAGGCUGCCAUCUCGCUGCCCACGCCUGAGCACAAUCUCCAUCUGGUGCAGAACAAGUACCUGAAGACUCACGAUGAUAAGACGAAGAGACUGUGGUUUCUGUGGCCGCAGGAGAGCGGGGUGAAACCGGCCAAGUGCGGCUGCAUUGGGGGCUGCGCCUUCUUCGGGGGUAACAGGAAUGGACCGAGGUUCUUCAAACCCACUUAUCAUGAUCUUCAGGAUGGGAUUAAUAUCGCUGCGUACCGACUCCACAACUCGGGAAAAGAAAAGGGUUUCGGUCAGUCAAUCCUCCACGAGGACAAAUUGGUCUUUCACACACCCCCUUACAGUCUCCAAGACGUCUCCCUCCAGGACAUAAUUCAGCCAGUAUCAGGUUUGAAAGUACCAGUGUUCCAGGACACCCCCCAGACCUCAAAACCCAGUGUAGAACGUUCAACAUCAGCAAUAGACGAGGAGAACAACAGCACAAAGUUGAGCACAACAUCAGAAAGCCCAAUGGCAGGCGAUCGAAAGAUCCUGAGUCGUCGUUUCUCCUACACGUCGAUCAGAAGCUCGAACCUGAGAGAUGUGCCGUACUCAAGACUGGUGGACGCGAGUCCCUCUACCCAACUCCCUCAGAAGCUCGAUUCAGACUCUAAACUCAAUUCAGAACGAAGUAAAUCAAUCCUGAAUGUUCCUGAGAUGGAGAACUGCCCGAAGAGCAGUGCAUCCGACUCGAAAUUGGCAGUUGACUAUUUCAAUUCGCCAACAGAGACCGAAUUACUCCAGCAGAGUGCUAGCCCUCACUCCCUUCCCAGUGUCACGACUGACCUCAGAGUCUUGAGGACUGGGGCGAUGGCCAAGAGCACGGACAGGGUCAACGCAUCGGACUCGCAGCACUCCCUCUACACGAGAUCAGAAUCUGAAGACAGACUCAAGCAGGAAGUCCAGAGGACGAUAUCCAUGUCCUCGGAGAAUCAUUCAGAAGCUUUCUACUCCGCUGAUGAGGACACGAGUCACGGUCUGGCUGGCAGCAGAACCUCGAGUCUUCGGCAAUCAAUAGCGUCAGCUGGCCCGACAUUAGUGAGAAACGACAGUACGAAGAAAAAAUACUCCUCCGAUCUGUCAAUCGUCGAGAGUUCAGCCGUGAAUAUCACCGUUACCGAGAAGGCCCACACGCUGGAGAGAACGAAGCCCCACACGACCUCCAGGAAGAGUCCGAAGGUCCACCAGAGCCGGGAGUUGAAGGGGAAGAGUGGAAGCCCCAGUGAACGAAAGAUCCUGAACGACUCGUCUGACUCGCACUCUGGGUCCUCCUCCAGUUUCAUCUCAGCUGUGUCCUCCCAGGAGGACAUGACACUCGUCAAUCUCCACAUGCAGAUGAACAAGCCAAUCGUCGACUCUCCAUUACUCAUGUCGAGUUAUGUCAGCCAUUUGAGCCAGACCAAGUGCUCCAACUGGCAUCAGUCAUCGUUUCCCUCGGCCAGCGAUGCCUUCACAACUCCAAUGUUCAAGAGGACUGAAGAGGGGAGACUUGUCUACGUGGGGGGAAGGUACGUCCCGAAAUUCGAGACUGUCAGCGAGGGCUUCACCUCGCUGAAGAUGGUGACGAGGAGCGAUGGCUCGCCCUUGGCAGGAUCCUCCAAUAAAACCCCGACCCAUCCUUACCUCUGGGACAACUCAGCUCUCAUACAAUCAGAGAGCGAGGAGGAUAACACGACUAAGGACGAGGAGGAGCUGCUCGCUGUGCAGCACGAGACAGGAUCCAGAACAACUGUCAUCGUCAAACUCAAGGGGGACGCGGACAUCAUGUUGAGUCCUAUGGUUCUGGAGUCCCUCCAGAGGUUCAUCGACGCCCUCACCCCGACUCUAGCCAAUCUCCAUUCCCUGACCAUUCUCAAUCACCUGCAUAACGAGUGCAUUGGCAGAGUCGAGGACGCCAACAUCCUGAAGCAAGAUCAGAGUUUGUCGUAUUGGAGCCAAGUGCAGACGAGUUCGAAGAGAUCGACCGCCGAGAGGAACAUCAAGAUGGGUCAGGGUGAUGAGACGAGUAAGAUCGCUCUUCAGACCAACGUCUACGAGGAGAGCAUCACGACGCAGGUCCAGGGGAGCAUAAUCCUGCCGAAGAUCAACAUAACUCUGCUGCAGGCUUCGGUCGUCGAGGAGAUCAUAUCCUUCUCGGCCCUCGACAACAUCAGGGACUUGACUUGUGUCUCCUUAUUUGCCAUUUGUCUGGAUCAAGUCACAGCGCGGUUUUACCUCGACAAACAGGCGAGGGAAGUCGUGCAGACGUUCCACAAGCCAGCAGUCCUCCCGAAUCAGAAGAAAGUGAACAAAAUCAGCAAAGCUUUCUUGACUGGUCAUCAAUCGGCUGCUGUGGUCACUGACAUUGGAGCUGGAGAGACUGUCUACAUUGAGACCUCUGAGAAGCAGCAGGAGGAGAUAAUCAUCACCCUGAACAUUGGAAAGGUUCACUCGCAGUUGAGGAGACUCAGGAAUGAGUCGUCGAUCCUGAAAGACGCUGUUAUCACUGCUAUUCCUGGCCACUACUCCAAAGUCUUGUUCACCUGCACCAGGAUCUCAUCGCCCUUAAAGUGCAUUGAUUACUAUCUCCAUCAACCCUCUGAGGACGGCAGCAGGGAUAAGCAGACCAAGCAGUCAGGACCUCCUCAGGCGACUGAGGAGUUCACCGUUGGCAGUGGAGAGGACAAACUGGGCUUCAUCAUGUUUGAGUGUGGCCUCGAGGGGAUCAAGUUGAAAGUAGUCAAGAGAUCGCAGUUUGAGAAGGGCGAGAAUGGCCAGAGCGAGAAGAAAAAUGAGACUGAGAUUUUUUACACUGACAGUGUGAAGAGCCACGAGGAGAUCGAGACGAAGGACUCAACCCCCGCAGCUGAUGAGGACACCGCGAAAAACGAUAAGAAGGAGCAGGAGGACAAAAAACAAGCCAACAAUUCCACAAGUCUCGUUACCAAAAUGGCCAAUGGCAACACAGUCUCUUGUAUCAUUGAGUUGAAGACAAUUUGGUUCAAUUUUGCAGCACCACCGAGAACUCCAAUCACCAGAAAAAUUGAUUUCACACGGUUGGACUGGAAUUUACUCAGCACUGCUUCACCUGCCAUCAACGCCUGGAUGAACCCCAGCAACAGAUUUGCCAUCAGGAUUGUUCACAUGUUCAGGAGCAUGUACAGACGAUCGACUGCUAUUGUCGCUUGUCUGAUGGCUGAGGCUCUCGAUGUUCAGGGCAUUCACAUGCCCAUCAAGAGCAGAUAUGGCAGGCUCACACCACUCGCUAAAACUCUUCAGGAGGAUCCUUCCUGUCAGCUCUGCUCCAUUCUACAGCACUACGUUUUGAUGAGCGACUUGCAGACGAUUGACGAUAACCUGAGGGAAAAUGAAUUGCCACUUUUGUCGACGUUGAGGCAGGGGGUCAUCGUUCUCAGUAGACAGUGGAAAAAUGUUCUCUAUACUCCACUUCUGCUGGAACACAACUACAAAACUAAACAUGUCAAGCCUCUCAACGUGACGUUCGCUGUAUCUGAUCCUGAUGACGAGAAUUUGCUGACGGACGGUGAAGGUAGUGCUGGCGAUGGUGAUGAUCAAGAGGUCACUGACGAGUGUGCCAUGCUCAUCCACACGGAUCACAUUUACAAGCACACGCAGAUUAAAGUUGGACAGGAAAAAUCGACAGGUACUUGUGGUGAUGGUCUGACGGUACCAGUGAGCUCACCGAGGGGUCAGACAACGCCUCUGUCGACACCUGUACCUCAAAUCGAUUCAUUAACGUCACCAUCACCCCCUGUUGUACAUAGUAAAAGGGGAAAGUCACUUCAACCUACUCAGGUACCCGUGAGUUCACGUGCCAGCAUUGUAUUUCCCUUGCUUGCUGGGGGUGGACUGUUCAGUCAACCCAAGGAUCCUAACAACAUCAGCUAUGGAACUCUGCGAGAAGAGAAACCCCCGCAGAUCCACAUCUCUCACUCCCAUCAACUGGGAUCCAAUCCGAGUAUUUAUUCCGUGGGUCAUGGGAGUCAUCACAGCACUGGGAGUGGUGAUGACAUGACGUCCCCCACUAUUCAUCACUCACGGGGGCACAUCAAUACCGAGGAGGAUCUGUACAGUUGGAUGGCGAAGCAGCAGGAGUUCAUCAAGGAUAACGAUAAGAGUAAUUUGAGGGGCAAUUGGGUCUUUCGCACAGAGCAAAAGGCAGCCAAGGAUUCCAAGAUCAAUACGAUGACAACAGACGACACAGAGGACUCAGACAUGCACAGUGGGGCCUACCUCUACCCAAUGAAGGACUCCCUGCGUCUCCUGGACGCCCACCUGAUCUUCGAGCCUCUCUUGUCCUCUCUCUCAGUGAUGCCACAGCAAAUGUUGUCAGCCAUAGGUGCAGGAAACCUCAACAACGUCUCGUCUCUGGACUCCCUGGGUUCGAACCUGUCCCUGGUGGGCACAAUGGACACCAUGAGGAUCGACAUAGUGGUCUCAGAGAUCGGCAAAGUAGCCGACAAGAAGAAGCCCCCGAAGAUACCCAAGAAAGGCUCGAAAUUUACCCUGGACAUACCCCCUGAGACACCAGCAUUCCUCUGCGAGAGAAUAGGAAUAGACAUUGAUAUCAAGAAGAUGGCUGACAUGACAGUGGACGAUAUGAUCCAGAGGCAGAAUGUCCUCUACAUCUCCAGAGGACAAUUGAAGAAGCACACGAGUACAGUUGUUAAUUUCAGUCUCCACAUCAGGUACAUCAGCCAACAAGUCAACAUGCCACUGCUUCGUCUCCUCCACCAGAUCAGCAACAUGUACCAGAACGUGAAGGAAACCCAGAUGGAGUUGAAGGAGCAGCAGCCGGACCCCAAACGAAACGUCAAUCUCCCAGUGAACGAGGAGCAUGGAAACAUAAAAAAAGGAUUGUCCUCGAACUCAGACAUCCAGGAGCAGUUAUUAAUCGGUAAGAAAAUGGAGGAGCCUCUCCUGAGGAAGGACUUUGACCCCAGCCAGCCGAAGGUCAUCUCCCCCACCUCGAGCAUCCGUUCUCGACCCCAGAGCUUCGUCCAGAAAUUCCGAAGCACUGGAAAAAGUGUCAAGGGGUACAUAAACCUGUCAGAGGGCGUGAUAACCCCGAGCUUUGGAGCCAGUCCCAGCAGUUCAGGCCUCGAGAAAAUUUCUAUUAUCUCAGACAAAUGCAAGGGCGCAUCUAACAACUUAACUCCACGAUGCUGGAAGACAAUCUACUACCUUUUGGACCUCUACGCCACUCGUCCAGAGACGAAAACGAUAACUCACAGGUUCUCUCUGUCAGCUGAUUCUGAACAGUACAAGGGGGGAAAGAAAUACGAGAGUUUGAAUGAAACGGCGAAGGAUCAGGACGUGGAGAAGGGAUUGAACGAUCACUCGUUCACUCCAGUGCCACCUCAGAGGGACCUGAAUGUCGUUGCUGGGGAGAGGACUAGACUCAUCAUCUUCGGAGUUGCUAGGAUCCAUCGUACGAGACUCCUGGCGACUCUCAGUGGGCUCAAACUGGAGGCUGAAAUCACGAGUUUGCACGCUAGCUUCACCUGCAGGAAGAAAUCCAAGCCAGCGAGUUUGGAGUGCAGUUUGACUGGACAAAUCGGUAGAACAAUGAUUGUUCUGUUAGAAGGUGUUGCACCUAAUCAACAGACUGUUGUUAAGGUCACAGUGGGGAAGAGUCAGGCGCUGUAUUCAAGUGUCUCGAGACGUCAGAAGGAUAAAAACAGUGGCCUCUUCACCAUAGGUGCUGUUAACAUUGACAUUCCCCAGCAUCCAGUUGCUCUCCAUGGGAUGAUGACGAGGGGAAGCAAGCAGUUGUCAUCUACUCUUCAAGAGCUCAGGGUCACGAGAACGUCCUCGAGACUCUCCAGGGGACAGCAGCAGGAGGACUCGGAUGCUCCAGGCAGUCCUCAUCAUUACGUGGAGAAGCAGACAGAGCCUGAGGAGAAACCUGUGGCUGGACCAAGCCUCCUCGAACCCAUUGUCAUGCAGUUCCACAUAAUUCUUCAAAGUUUGAGCAUCACUGCUGCCUUACUACCUUCCCUUCAAGCACAGUACAAAAUGGACCAGGUGAAUUCAUCAGGAACAACUGGGAGUAAAGCCAAAUUCACGAUUGAUCUGCCCCAUCAUUCGCUCAGUUUCACCACGAAACUUCAGGUUACUGAAGCUAAUUUACCAUCAGAAGCUAGUAUCGAGCUUCCCAAGGUUCAUGUGUCUGCUGAGUACAUUCAGGAUGGCACCAGCAGUCUCAAUGACAGCAAACUCGCCGAUGGAGUUGUGUUGAAGCAGGGAAGCUACCUGAAUGCCACUGCUGACAUCGGGGUCUUCGAGAACUCCCUGACGACUGAUUUAUUGAAUCACCUGGUGUUCGUGCAGAAGGUCUUUAUGAAGGAAGUUAACGAGGUCGUGCAGAAGGUUUAUGGGGGUGAGAAACCAGUGCCUCUGUGGCUAGAGGACGAAGAACCCACUGCCACAUCGAGCUUGAAGAGAAUACUGUUCUCCCUCGUCAUUAGAUUGAAGAGGAUUCAGCUGACAGCAACUACUCCUACGAAUUCUGCUCUUCGUUUUGAGACUGGUGCCGUCGAGUUUCAACUCUCCAACAGAGUGCAGAAUGUCUCGGGCUCUGCACAACCCAAUCCACACACUAAAUUAUUCGGCAAAGCUCAAUUGGAUAUUAAUCUGUCAUUAGGCCAGUUGUUGAAGAAUGUGAUGUUCGAAGAGGCGGAGCCAGAGUUCCAACAGUUUGCCUUUUUCAAUACGAGAGUUGAUCUGCGAAAUGCCUUUCAGGAGGAGAUGUCUCAAGAGGCCGAUAACGAAGUUGUUCUGAUAACUCUCAAGAGACCGUUGAUCUACAUUCAACCCAUGGCUAUUGACAAAGCCAUUCUCGUCUGGUUGAAUUACAAAAAUGCUUAUGAAUAUUGGAACGAGAAGAGAGCUAAUCUGAACAAGGAAGUGCUGACAGCAACUCAACAGGUCUUCGAGAAGGUGCCCUUUGGGCAAUUGACGUCACAAUUGAGCUCGCAGAAUCUGGGAACACUUUUUCUGCAGCUGACUGUCGAUGACAUGGGCAUUUGUGUUCCUCUCAAUCCAUUGCCACCCAACAACUGGGGGAUGACGAGGGGUCUGUACGAUGGGGAGUCCAGGGGGGCUGUCGUGGUGACUCUGGAGACUGCCAGCAUCUCGGCCUGCAGCAGUGGCAGUUUAGUCAGCAAGGGAAGGUUCGUUGGACUGUGUCUCAGGUUUGCUGAUGACUUUGAGACUUCUCUGGACGACUGGAAGCCGGAUAUGAAUGAUAGCAAUAUUAUGAAUCUUUGUGUCGUGUCUGAGGGGACUUAUGAGAUAUGCAGCAGGACUGUUGCACAGAAACAGGAUAAAUCUGACAACGCCAAGUGGCUUUUAAACGUCCAAUGGCAGAUGGAGGGAGUUGACAUUCAUCUGGACACUAAUGUGGGACAACAGCUCUCGGCACUGGGUCAUACCCUGACUAUGCUCGCUGGCUCUGAAGAGGACGACGCCAAUGCUUCAGCAGAGUACGACAGUGAUGAUGUCGACCAGCCAAACCUUGGAACUAGCCAGGUUAAGAAAAAAGAGAAUAUUCUGAUUAAAAAAUCGAAGAAUUGGACAGACAGUCUUCCGGCCUUCGUCUUCGAUCCCUCUCUCGACGCAAAGAAGCGUUCUAAACUCAUCGAGAAGGAGAUGAACGAGCAAGCGAAGAUAAUCAACGACCUGCGAUCACUGGGAGCCUCUCACGGUACAAUCGAGCAAGAAAUGAAGCGCCUGCAGGAGCUGGAGGCAGUUGUCUUCAAGGAUUUCCGUCGUGAUAUGAUUCAGAAGCUCAGGAGGCAGUCGGUUAAGGCCUCUGGGAUAAAAGGAAAACUCGGUUUAGGGUCCAAAUCGAAUACCUACAGAUCCAGGUCCUUCAUCGUUCCCUCUCCAACCCCAGAGCAUCAGCUGGAGUCGCCAGAGGACCUCAAUGCAGAGGUCAAUUCAGCUAAUUCAGCGAGCUACGAGAGCAGCCCUCGAAGUGGCCCAAGUCGAUCGGCUUCACUCAGGGUGAGGAAUCUGGGCGGUCCCAGGGUGACAUUCAGUGAUACUCACACAAUGUGUCGUCAGUCGUCCCUUCCUAGUGCCUCGUCGGAGCUCAGUCUGCCUGAGGGCGAGCUCGACUGGCCGGAGACGAUUGAAAUCGAAGGGGAGCAGGUGGAACUCAGGAGGAAGAGGCCUGAUGGCAGCUGUGCAUCCAGCUACGACAGCAUGGAGGGUAAUGCCCCCCUCCUCGACUCUUUCGCACGAGAGCAGACGUCAACUACUUCAUCCCCUCACAUUGUGCCUCAGAAGCCUCAGGAACCCAACAUAGACUUUGAAUUCGACGUCAAAGUCCUCAUUAAUUCCGGAAAAUGCGUUCUGCAUACGAAGGACCCCAGCAAAGAGGACGAGUUGAAGUUGAUAAGUAGGAUGAAGAAGGAGAGGUCGUGUUCGGGUGGAAACUUUGACUUUCAACCGAGUAGUCCGAGCUCUAGCAGAAAACACUUGAGUGGAAAGGAAAAAUCGUCGUCCACUGGGUCGCGAGUCAGGUACUUCCAGCACAUGAGUGCUGUGCCCCUGGUUGAUUUGUCAAUUUUUCACAUUCCUGGGCUCGAUGUCAAGGUUCAUUAUGAAUCCAAGACCCUUGCUGAGGACAGGCUACCGGAUCUUCAGCAUCAGAAUCCAAUGUCACUUCCAACUAGGAAAAUUGGGACGAAGAAGGCUAGCUUGCUGGCGUGGGUCACGCUUCAGAGUAUUCCAGAGGAGACCAUCAUCAGUCCCCACAUCCUUGAGUAUUUAGAACAGACGCUGGAGCCUAUACCUGGUAAAAUACUACUUCCAGGGGGUGGACAGACCACAAACUCAGUCUUUCCGAUGGAGAAUGAGAGCUCCUCGUGGGCUGCAACAGCAGCAAGCUCCAACUACGUCUAUGCCAGUUUUCCAGUUGAUGUCAUCGUUUAUUUCCACAGUCAACCAUCGACAUUCAGGUUCUCGUGUUUACCUGUGUCGAGGGUUGAGUGUAUGCUUCAAUUACCAUCACUGGACAUAGUGGCAUCGAGUAAAAGAGCCGAGGAGGAGCUCCCAGAGUUCAACGAAUCGAAUAAUCAUCAUCAGGAAAAUUCCUCUGGCAGAAGUAGGGAGAGUGAGUCGGCUAUUGGGGGAUUGUCGUUGACAGGAUGUCUCGCUGAUUUUUCUGUCUACAUAUUCCAUCCCUAUGGGGGUGGGAAGAAGUCGGGGCUGAAGGAGACACAGUGGUCACCCCUGUCAGACAGCGAGAGGAAGGAUUCUCUCAGUAUCAAUGUUGAGUUUGUCAAAGUCAAUUUAUCCAGAAGCAGAAAAUUGAAGUUUCACAGUGAACAGUUGAGCAAAGGGGGAGACACCAGCAGAGCUGUCAUCAGGUUCUCCACGAUCGUGGACAUUGGCUCUGCUUCCUUCAAGUACGAUAUGAGAAGAUUGACGGAAAUUCUAGCUUUUCCAAAGGCCUGGUACAGGCGAAGCAUCGUCAGGAGAUUAUUCCUGGGUGAUUUGAGCUCGGGAAUGGCUUCCUACGAAGGCGAAAGCAGCCCCUUGCUGAAUCAGGAGGAGGCAGCUAUGGGUUCAUCCCUUUUGAAACAUUGUGAUAAAUAUCCCCCUGGGGAUAUGCUCUCUAAAAGUGCUCCUGAGCCGAGUCCAACAUUGACGAGAGACAAAUUGAGAUUAAGUUUUGAUAAUGAAAUUCCUAGGCAGACCAGGGGACUCAAGGACAUUGGGAGGGGCUGGAGUUUCACUUCGUCGGAUAAAUUUAGUACUAAUUCGGGGGUUAAAAUAAGGGAGUCAGCGUGGGAGACUCUGGUGCUAUUUGCCAUUAACUUUACUAAAUUGAAUGUACAUAUGAAUAUGGGAAAUGUCAUGGGGAACGUCGCCUGGAUGACGAAGGACUUUCGUUCCGAUGGAAGAUUGUCAAUUGGAAGUACUGGACACAAGAAUCUUUACAUUGGAAUUGGCCUUGGGGGCUCGAGUCUCGACGCCAAGAGUGGAUUCGUGGGUGGAACUAUUGAUCUCAGCAAAAUCGAUACCUACCUUCAUAUCAGGGAGGAGCCUGGCAUUGAGCCUGACCACACACUGGGACUGAAACUCUUCGCCCUGGAACUUAGGCUGGACUACAUGGGGACAAGUGUUCUCAUGACUAGGGUCUCCUCUCUGGACGUCACACUGAGGGACGAAUGGAAGAUCAGUAGAAGUAACUCUGGUGAUGCCUUCAUGCCCACCAGAAGACCAGCGAUCAUCUUCAUGCAUGGGGAUCUUGGUUGGGACCAACUGCAGAUCAUGAUCUCCAAGUCGACGACUGCAGACCUCCUGAAGAUGUUUUACAAGUUAGAGGAGUUCUUCAGUCAACAGUUCAAGAGCAGUAAAAGGGUGUUCAGUUCGCUGCAGCCGAAGCAGAGAACCAGCACCAACAGCUUCAAGAAGAAGGGGCAGAAGAAGAGGACGACCCUUGAGGGGCCCUGGAUCAAUCAGACAGCUCUCUCUGAUGCCAGGCAUCACAGACACUGGCAGAGGGUUCUUGCUCAAGUGGCUGGGCUGCAACUCGGCAGUUUGAGGUUCUCUUUACCCAGCAAUGGAACUGUUCUUGGGGGAACUAUGGAACUGCAUGGAACCAACAUCAGCUUGGCAUGUUUUCAUGGGAUCAACUUCAAGAGUAAAAACUGGGCUCUGUUUUCGUUGAAGGAGCCCUGCAUUAGUUUCGCAACUGAGGCACAGGAGAUUCCAAAUGUCGAAUCCCCCAGCACCUGCGAUGUUCAUGUCGUUCAGACUCUGACGGUUUCCCUGGGGCAGCAGCAGGAGCAACAUGCCAGGCAUCACUCCAUGGCGACUGUCUGCAAGCUCAGCAGAAGUGUUCUCUUCCCUCCGCAGUUCAAGAGCCUUCAGGAGUGGUUUCAUUACGCUUUUGCUAAUAGUGAGAUCGAUGCUGUGGACAAGUUCCCCUGUGUUGAGAGGGAGAGGACUGAGCAGAGCGCUGAAGGGACCACUGGCGCCAGGGGCAGGAGCACAUCCUCUGCCUCUGGGAAGCUCCAGGAGCACUCGCAUGGCAGGGAAGUCAUCUUCGCUCUUCCUUCGUUGCAGCUGCAUCUCAAAACCGAACAUCUCCAGACUGCUAAGACUCCUGAUGUCAUUGGACUGCCUAAACAUAUUUUGUAUAGUGAAAAACCACUGGUUGAGUGCAGUUUUAUCACUGAAUUCGAGGACCACAUAUUCGUAACAGUGGAUGCAGAGGCGUUCUUCUUCCUUCACGAUCUCAUAACUUCAUAUCUCAGUGAAAGAGAGAGAGUGCAGUCGAUGGGCCCAGGGGGAAGGGCCCACAGUCCUGAGAGCCACGACAAGAGGACUGGACCCUCGAGCUCAUCAAGUGCAUCAACAGCAUCAGCAAUGACUGAGGACGAGAGGAGGAGAAAACAGUUCGAUCCAGCUGAGAUGUUCAUCAAGGACUGGCGUUCGUACAGAUGUAAAACGUGGCAUCUUGAGCCAACAGUGAGACUUUUAUCGUGGGCUGGCAAGAGUAUCGAGCCUUAUGGCAUUGACUACAUCCUCCAGAAGCUCGGGUUCUCCCAUGCACGCACCACUAUUCCAAAGUGGAUGCAGAGGGGCUUCAUGGAUCCCCUCGACAAAGUCCUGGCCAUUCUUAUGUUAAGAAUGGUUCUGGCUGUUCGGGAAGAGACACCCGAGGACUCCAGGAGGGACAAAUAAGGCAGACUGUAGUUAUUUUAAAUUGAAAUAAUUUUUUUUAUGAAACAAAAUAGCUUUGGCAUCGACGAGAGCUCCGCAAACGUGAACAAUUGUUUGAUGCCAAUGUCGACAACUGUAUGAAGAUAAUAAUUCAUGUAAUUAGGAAAAUUUAGGUGCAAUUAUCAAGCAUUACGUGUCGUUAAGAAUGUGACCUCUCAUUUGAAUCAAUGAGGAUUUGUUUAUUUGGAACAAUGGAGCAAUGGUAUCGAGGAGUAAGGAUGUUAAUUAUUUAUCGAAUAAUUUCAUACUUGCGGGUGAUAGAUAGAGAAUCUAAGGAUAGCGCCGAUAGUUGAUAGGGAAAACGUCCAGUCGUUCCGUUCUGCACUUCAUAAAAUAGAUCAAUGAUUAAUGUUAACAUAUUUCAUCAUUGAUGGAACAAGAUACCGGUUUAUCUGUACAGCUGUUUGAAAAAUAAGUUUUUCACAUUUCUCCUCUUCCCCCCCCCCUCCAUAUAUAUAGUUUUUAUUACUAGUUGUAAUUUUUUUUUUCAUAUUAUCGUAUAUUUUUUUACCUUCGAUUUUUGUUUUCAAGUGCGUUUGUUUUCGUCUUCCUGUUUAUUUUUUUACGUCUCUAUCUCUUUUGUUAUUAUUUUUUCGAUGAUGGUGUGUCAGCAAUUUUGAAAAUGCAAUACACAAAUGUUCAAUGAAGUUCGUCGCUUCUGAGUCAAAUGAAAUAUGAAUUGUAAAAAAAUCGAGAAAUUGCAGGAAAAGAAAACGUAAAUCUACGAUUGUAAUUUUUAUUAUAAAUUAAAAUAGGUGAAAUUGACAGUGCAGUUUUUGUAUCGAUGGUUUUUCUUAUUUAUUUCUGUGAUUGGAAAUUUAUUAUUAAGUCCUGGUAAUGUAAUAGGAAAAUUUGUUAAUAAAUGUAUGAUCACACCA
This is a messenger RNA of Diachasma alloeum, 16262 nucleotides long. RefSeq names its product transmembrane protein KIAA1109 (gene tweek). Gene Ontology annotation, biological process: synaptic vesicle endocytosis. The record is from RefSeq and is a predicted model, not a curated record. The transcript is spliced from 12 exons. Bases 265 to 15345 code for a protein of 5026 amino acids. Lineage: Eukaryota; Metazoa; Arthropoda; Insecta; Hymenoptera; Braconidae.